Messenger RNA from Uncinocarpus reesii 1704, 741 nucleotides. RefSeq lists its product as uncharacterized. Gene Ontology annotation, cellular component: membrane; mating projection tip. The transcript has 3 exons. NCBI's taxonomy places the organism in Eukaryota, Fungi, Ascomycota, Eurotiomycetes, Onygenales, Onygenaceae. Gene Ontology annotation, biological process: conjugation with cellular fusion. The record is from RefSeq and is a predicted model, not a curated record. The coding region runs from base 1 to 741 and encodes 246 amino acids.
AUGCCUGAGCUACGGUUCUUGACCGGCUUCCGCCCGCUUCUAUUAGCAGGAUGCUCCUCCUCAUCACCCCAAAUACCGACGAUAUUCCUAAUAUCUUUGUUCUAUGAGAAAUACCCUCCUCUACGGUCAACAGCACAGCCCGCUCCAGGGGUAACAACGGCAAUAGAAAAUAUUGUCGGUAGGGCUCGACUUGAGGUCCGUGUUGGGUUCUUUGGAAUUUGCAUUCAAAAAGACGGCGGCUCGUUUCUCUGUAACGCGAAUGCUACUGCGCUGGCUGGCUAUACACAGCCAGAAGAUGACCCUUUGAACCUCAUCUGGGUUGCAUCAACAUUUAAAGAUGCCGUCGUUUUUCCAUACCUUAUAAUUGUUGCGUUGAUCUUCGCUUUCAUCUGCUUCCUCAUUUUAGGCACCUUUCCCGGAUGGCAUGAAGAACUAAAUGAUGACGGCUCCGAGCGGGAGGUGCUGCCAUUCCCAUCACGCCCCGUCUCCCAAGUGGCCCUCGCCCUCAUCUUUAUUUCAGCCGUGUUUGUAUUAGUUUCAGUACUUUGGCAGCACACUGCGUCUGUGGCAGCAAGCACGGUAGCCCAAGACUUGGGGAAUGGGAGCGUUAAAAGUGGAGUUGGGACGUCAGCAAUGGUAUUAGGCUGGUUCGGCUUCUGCUUGCUCGUUGUUGUUACUGUUGGGUUGUUGGUGAUGAUCUUGAGUUUGACUCUGAUUUCCCAGCUGACAGACGAAGCCUGA